Molecule: messenger RNA, 2714 nt
Organism: Nyctereutes procyonoides (raccoon dog)
Lineage: Eukaryota; Metazoa; Chordata; Mammalia; Carnivora; Canidae
Gene: SPPL3
Product: signal peptide peptidase like 3
Exons: 11
Coding region: 480-1634 (384 amino acids)
Biological process (GO): membrane protein proteolysis
Cellular component (GO): Golgi-associated vesicle membrane; lumenal side of endoplasmic reticulum membrane; cytoplasmic side of endoplasmic reticulum membrane
Molecular function (GO): aspartic endopeptidase activity, intramembrane cleaving
Source: RefSeq, a predicted model, not a curated record
CGCCGCCGCCGCCGCCGCCGCCGCCGCCUCCGCCCGCCGGCCAUGUCCCCGGGCCGCCGCCGCCGCCGCUCGUGCGCGGCGCUCCAGCGGCCCAGCGCGCAGUGAGCGCGGGGCCCUCUCGCUACUCGCCCGCCCCGGGGCCCCCUUGUUCUCAGCGCCGCCGCCGCCGCCGCCAUGUUGGGUUUAGAGCCGCAGCGGAGCCGCCGCCGCCGCCGCCGGUAAGGGAGGCCGAGAGCGGAGCCCGCCCCGCCCCGGGGCCCAGGGAGCGGGGCCGCCUCGGAGCCCGGCCUCUCCCCGCCAGCCGCCUUCCCGGCCCGCCCGCCGUGCGAGCCAGCGAGCGAGCGAGCGAGCGAGCGAGCGAGCGCCGGGCCGCGGCCGCGCCUUCCGCUCCCGGCCCGAGCGAGCCCGCCGCCGGUUCGUUCCACCGCCGCCGCCGGGCCCGGCCAGAGCCUGCAGCGGAGCUCACGAGAGUCAGCGCCAUGGCGGAGCAGACCUACUCGUGGGCGUAUUCCCUGGUGGAUUCCAGUCAAGUGUCUACAUUUCUGAUUUCCAUUCUACUUAUAGUCUAUGGUAGUUUCAGGUCCCUUAAUAUGGACUUUGAAAAUCAAGAUAAGGAAAAAGACAAUAGCAGUUCUUCUGGGUCUUUCAAUGGCAACAGCACCAAUAAUAGUAUCCAAACUAUUGACUCUACCCAGGCGCUGUUCCUUCCAAUUGGAGCAUCUGUCUCUCUCCUAGUAAUGUUCUUCUUCUUUGACUCAGUUCAAGUAGUUUUUACAAUAUGUACAGCAGUUCUUGCAACAAUAGCUUUUGCUUUCCUCCUCCUCCCGAUGUGCCAGUAUUUAACAAGACCCUGUUCACCUCAGAAUAAGAUUUCCUUUGGUUGCUGUGGGCGUUUCACUGCUGCUGAAUUAUUAUCAUUCUCUCUGUCUGUCAUGCUCGUCCUUAUCUGGGUUCUCACUGGCCAUUGGCUUCUCAUGGAUGCCCUGGCCAUGGGUCUCUGUGUCGCCAUGAUCGCCUUUGUCCGCCUGCCCAGCCUCAAGGUGUCCUGCCUGCUUCUCUCAGGGCUUCUAAUCUACGAUGUCUUUUGGGUGUUUUUCUCUGCCUACAUCUUCAAUAGCAAUGUCAUGGUGAAGGUGGCCACGCAACCGGCUGACAAUCCCCUUGACGUUCUAUCCCGGAAACUCCACCUAGGGCCCAAUGUUGGGCGUGAUGUUCCUCGCCUGUCUCUGCCUGGAAAACUGGUCUUCCCAAGCUCCACUGGCAGUCACUUCUCUAUGUUGGGCAUUGGGGACAUCGUGAUGCCUGGACUCCUCUUGUGCUUUGUCCUGCGUUAUGACAACUACAAAAAACAAGCCAAUGGGGACUCCUGUGGUGCCUCUGGACCCGCCAAUAUCUCUGGACGCAUGCAGAAGGUCUCCUACUUUCACUGCACCCUCAUUGGAUACUUUGUAGGUCUGCUCACUGCGACCGUGGCAUCCCGCAUUCACCGAGCGGCCCAGCCCGCCCUUCUCUAUUUGGUGCCAUUCACCUUAUUGCCGCUCCUCACGAUGGCCUAUUUAAAGGGUGACCUUCGGCGGAUGUGGUCUGAGCCAUUCCACUCCAAGUCCAGCAGUUCCCGAUUCCUGGAAGUAUGAUGGGUCCCAGAGAGUGACCAGAAUGGCCUUCUGAGUCCUUUUCUGUCAACGCGUGGUUUUGUUUCCUCUUAGAGCUGGCCUGGUACUCGGAGAUGUACCUGCAUAGAGAACUGACGUGUGACUGGAUUUUGCAUUUGCAGGGAGCUUGUUUGCAGGAGCGAGGUGCUGGAGCCCUGCUUGGUUCUUUCUCUUCCUGCUGUUGUAGAGGUGGAGCCCCUCUUGAAGUGACAGGCCCUCCCCAGCGCUCCUUCUUCCCCCAUUUUUAUGAAUCUGCACCAGACUGUUACCUGUGGGGGAUGGAGAUAUGACUGAUUAAAACUGACAACGGCGAAGAGUCGUUCUAUACCUUUUGAACACUAAAAGGAUGAAAAAUAUUAGCAAACCGAAGUUUCUUCAGUGAACCCUCAAGAACUUUGGGACCAGUUUCCUAUGGGGGACUCAGUUUCAGAGAACUGAGACAGAAGCUCUUCUGUCAUUAUAUUCUUUCCCUUUUUUGGAUUUAUUAAAUAUUUUCUGUGGUGUGAAGUGACUUAUUAAAUCCACAGACAUUGAGUGACUUCUUACAACAAUACACAUAAGAAUUUGUUGUAAUGAGUUCAUGUCCACCCAGAUGUUGUGUUGACAGUGAACGAGGGCACGGUUUUUAUACAUACACACAUGCGCACAUAGAUAUAUAUGAAUAAACAAAAAUUAAAACCUGCUAAGAUCAUGCUGUGUAGCAGACAGGGACUUGCUGUAAUUUUUAGCAUGUAGAGCAGUUUACUCUGGCUUCCUUGUAUAUGGAUACGCUGCUGUCUCUCCCUUCCACAACUGAACGUGCAGUUAAAAACCAGUAUAGUAUUCGUACUGAUAUACUCAUGGACUUUCGGGGGCUCUCGUUUGGUUUUGAUCAGUGUAGCCAAUUAGGGAUGAAAAGUUCAAACUUUUUGGCCCUUUUUUUGUUUUGUUUUUACAGGCUUCUCCCUUGCAGGAUUUUUAGUAGUUUCUUCUUGAACCAAUGCAUGUAAUAUAGCAGCAGGUGUCUUUGUGCUUUCUGAUCAUAGUAAUGUACUACUUGUAAAUACAUUUUUCUAUUUUCUA